AUGACCGGCCGGGAGGAGCUCGGAGAGGAGAAGCCCAGAGUGAAGAUGCUUUCCCCGGGCUUCGGGAUCGACAAGUCCCGGCUGCACGGCUCCGGGUUCCGCUCCAAAGGCUUCGCCAUCACGGACCUGUUGGGCCUGGAGUCGGACCUGCAGGCCCGGCAGCAGCCCGGCGGGGCCCCCGGUUCGGGCCUGUCCGCGGCGGCGGGCUCCGGGCCCGGGGCGGAGCCGCAGGGGCCGGGCGGCGGGCUGGGCGGCUUCUCGUUCCCCGGAGGGUCGCUGCCGCUCGGCCUCGGGUUCCUGUGCAGCCUGGCGGCGCAGCAGCCCGCCGGGGCUCCGUGCUUCCUGCCCGGACACCUGCCGCUGCUGCAGGCCCGGGCCGACAGCCACUACCUGCAGAACCUGGAGGCCCAGAGGGACGCCUACUCCGAUGAAGAGUGUCUGUCGGACAGAACCGACUCCAAAAGUUCUGGAAACUCCCAGAAGAGGAAGAAACGGAGACACCGGACCGUGUUCACGUCGCACCAGCUGGAGGAGCUGGAGAAGGCGUUCCACGAGGCCCACUACCCCGACGUGUACGCCCGCGAGAUGCUGGCCAUGAAGACGGAGCUGCCCGAGGACAGGAUACAGGUCUGGUUCCAGAACCGGCGGGCCAAGUGGAGGAAGCGUGAGAAGUGUUGGGGCCGCAGCAGCGUCAUGGCCGAGUACGGCCUGUACGGCGCCAUGGUCCGCCACUCCAUCCCGCUGCCCGAGUCCAUCCUCAACUCGGCCAAGAACGGCAUGAUGGGAAGCUGCGCCCCCUGGCUGCUCGGUGAGCCGCAUGCACGGAUGCACAAGAAGUCUCUGGAGAUGGCCAAGAAGUGUCCAAGUCCUCCAGCGUCCGACUCAACUCGCUCCGACUCAUUUUGCAACGCCUUGGAGCGACGCAGCAGCGGCGAGGUCCGGGAGGCGGAGGAGGAGGAGCUGCUGGAGGAGGAGGAGAUGGAGGAGGAGGUGGCCAUCGACCUGUCCAGCUCCUCCAAACAGCAGCAGCAGCAGGAGGAGGGCGGAGCCUCGAUAAGGACCGCCUCCUCGCCACGACGACAGAGCGGCAGCGAAUCAGACACUUCUGUUGCAGGUGAAGAUACUAGCAGCUCCUCUCCCCCUCCAGCUGAUGACCACGAGUACGCCCGACCGCCAUCUCCGCCUCCUGGUGCCGCCCCAGCAGCAGAGGGUGGAAUCAGGAAGCAGCUCCGCAGCCAGAGGAGGAAGGACGUUGUCCCAGCAACCGCAGAGCCUCCCCUGCAGUGCUCACUGUGCGGCAUGCUGUUUCCAAACGCCGAGCGACUCGCCGACCACAUGAAGAAAUCUCACCCGGCGUGCUCUGUGUGCGGCAUGCUGUUCACCGGCAUCCUGAAGCUGCGCAACCACGAGAUCAGAGAGCACGGGCUGCUGCCAUACACCUGCGACUAUUGUCCAAAGAGGUUCAACCACAAGACUCACCGCAACCUGCACGUUAAGGCGCGACACACCGGCGAGAAGACGUGCCACUGCGACAUCUGCGGGAAGGGCUACUCCUGCAUCAGCGUGCUCAAGACGCACAGGAUGACACACUUUGACAAGACGUUCAUCUGCGACAUCUGCGGGAAGGGUUUCUACCACGCCUGCCACCUGACGCGCCACAAGCUGGUGCACCAGGAGGUGCGACCGUACCGCUGCUCCACGUGCGGCAAAGGCUUCACACAGGCCGCCAACCUGCGCAGCCACCAGCUGACCCACACUGGAGAGAGGCAGCUCUGCUCCGUCUGCGGAAAGAGCUUCCGCUGCCUGAAGAACCACGUCAUCAGCAAACACUCGCACGAGCUGCCGGCCGAUGAGCUGCCGGCCGGAGACUCCAUCAUCAGCUGUGAGGUUUGCGGGAAGAAGUUUCCCAACCCGUCACAGUACCGGGUGCACCAGAGGAGCCACACUGGGGAGAAACCCUUCCACUGCGACAUCUGUGGCAAGAGCUACCGGUUGAAGGAACUGCUGCGGGACCACCGUUACACCCACACCGGAGAGAAACCCUACCGCUGCUCACUGUGCUCCAAGACCUUCAACCUGGCCACCAGCUUCAUGAGGCACCGCAGCAUCCACACCGGGGAGACACCAUACAGCUGCCGUGACUGUGGAAAACACUUUCGCCUUCUCACCUUCCUCAAGGCUCACCUGCAGACCAAAGCUCACCUGAAGCAGAUACAGCAGAGGCUGGCAGGCGACCCCCACCUCUGAUCUCUAAGUGGAUCUGAAGCCUCACCGCAGAGUCGGGCAGAUGGUGACCGAUCGAUCGAUCGAUCGAUUGAUCGAUCGAUCGAUUGAUCGGCUGCAGAUCUUCAUGGACUCAGAUGUUUUAUCUCCUCGGAGGAAAUCAGAACUUUCCUGAGCUUCAUCGAACACGACAGGAUUCCAACAUGGUGGACUUUGUUCAGACUGUCUGGUUCAGAGACCCGGUCUGGUAGUACCUGG
Messenger RNA from Stegastes partitus (bicolor damselfish), 2481 nucleotides. It is a transcript of the gene vsx1, whose product is annotated as visual system homeobox 1 homolog, chx10-like. The transcript is spliced from 7 exons. Lineage: Eukaryota; Metazoa; Chordata; Actinopteri; Pomacentridae. Gene Ontology annotation, molecular function: DNA-binding transcription factor activity, RNA polymerase II-specific; transcription cis-regulatory region binding. The record is from RefSeq and is a predicted model, not a curated record. Gene Ontology annotation, biological process: regulation of DNA-templated transcription. Gene Ontology annotation, cellular component: nucleus. The coding region runs from base 1 to 2247 and encodes 748 amino acids.